AUGGGAAAGCCGGUUGUUUUUGACAUGGAUAUGAGUGUUGGGGACUUUGUAGCUCUUUUUUAUCUCCUGAAACUACCUGUGGAACUCAUCAACCUAAAGGGAAUAUUGGUAACUUCAACUGGUUGGGCAAAUGCUGCAACGAUAGAUGUCAUAUAUGAUGUACUGCAUAUGAUGGGCCGUGAUGACAUUCCAGUUGGUCUAGGGGACGUAUUUGCCAUUGGCCCAGAAGAGCCUGCAUUCCCUAUAUUGGAGAUUGCAAAUAUAGGAAGGCCAUCCCACUUGGCAGUGGUGGCCUUUUGGACUCUGAUACACUCUAUGGUUUUGCUCAUUACUUGCGUCGCAGUCCUAGAAGUUACUAAGGAAGAUGAGAUUCAGUAUGUUCGUCUAGACUAUAAAUAUGAUAGGGGAGUCAUAACAAUGGAAAAUCCUUCUAGGAAGCAACUUUGCACUGCUUAUAUCAGUUUGUAUAUCAUUAAAUGCUUGCUUUACGUUUUGACAAAUUACUGCUUCAAUCACCCUGAACUAAGACAACCUUUGGCACUGGAUGUUUGGAAGUUCAUCAUACAUUCACUGGAACCAGGAUCAAAGGUUACUAUAUUAACGAAUGGACCCUUGACUACUUUAGCCAAAAUCAUCCUUCCAGACAACUCUUGCUCCUUGAUUCAG
Ilex paraguariensis (yerba mate) is the source of this 666-nucleotide messenger RNA. NCBI's taxonomy places the organism in Eukaryota, Viridiplantae, Streptophyta, Magnoliopsida, Aquifoliales, Aquifoliaceae. The record is from the annotation of a GenBank genome assembly.